AUGAGAUUUAUAAAAGCAAUUAUUUUAAUUGUUUACUACAUUUACAAAUUCUUAUUAUAAAAAGCUAAAGAUUUAGCUGUAAAUUUAACAAGCAAAAGUUUUUCAUGUUUGGUUUGCUACUAAACAACUGAUAAAUAAAACAAGUUUUGCCUUUUUUGUAACAUAUGCUACUCUUGUUUGGAUUCUUGGUUUGCCUAAUAAAUCAAAACAUAAAUAGAAAACCUGUAAGACAACAGUAAUCAGCCUAAUUUAUAUUGUCCUAGAUGCAAACGGUCUUUCUCAUAAGAAAAAAUAUUACAGAAUCAAGAUAAAUUUAAAAAAACGAUGAUUUAAAUUUCUGAACUGUUUAUUAAAAAAAGCGAUCUAUUCAUAAAAUGCGCUUCAAAGAAAUGCCAAAACGUUGGAUGGGUGGACAACUAAAAUUGCUAAGACUAAUUUGAUUGUCCUUCCUGUGAUUUAAAGUGGAUAGCUGAUAAAGGAUAAACUGUUUUUUAAAAAUUCUCCUUGUUGUUUAGCUUCAAAGAACUUAAAUCUAAAUUAUAUAAAGCAAUCUUUGCAAAAACAUGUCCUCAUUGCAAUAUUUACAUAAUAAAAAAUGGAGGAUGCAACAAUAUGACAUGCAAAAAUUGCGGAAAAGGGUUUUGCUGGUAUUGUAAGCUCAAGUAUCAGCAUCCUUUCACACUUUUCUGCUUCAUUUUUAAUUUAGCAAGAUUAGCUUCUUGCUUUAUAUUUCCUUUUGUUGAAAUAAUAUAAUUUAUUUCUAAGAUAUCAAAAUAAUUAAUAUCAGAUUUUGCUGAGCCAAUUUAUUUAACACCUUUAUCUAUCAAAUUAGCUUUCUUUUAUUUCUAAACACAGUCUAUUUCUCUCUUUGAAAAGUCAUUGAAUCUAAUUACCUCAAUAAAAAGAAAGCCUAUUCCAGUAUAAUGA
Molecule: messenger RNA, 927 nt
Organism: Tetrahymena thermophila SB210
Lineage: Eukaryota; Ciliophora; Oligohymenophorea; Hymenostomatida; Tetrahymenidae
Product: Ibr domain protein
Exons: 1
Biological process (GO): positive regulation of proteasomal ubiquitin-dependent protein catabolic process; protein polyubiquitination; ubiquitin-dependent protein catabolic process
Cellular component (GO): ubiquitin ligase complex; cytoplasm
Molecular function (GO): zinc ion binding; ubiquitin protein ligase activity; ubiquitin conjugating enzyme binding
Source: RefSeq, a predicted model, not a curated record